UUUCUUUUAGUCUUUGGCAAGUCUCAAGGCUCGGAGGUCCUUGCUUGUCUCUCUACGAUCGACUCCUGCCGGAACUGAAAAAAAAAUGAAACUGAAACUUCUCAAACUCGGCCUAACGGUGCUGCUACUGGCGGUGGCUAUGACCGUUGGCGAAGAUGAGCUAGAGGAGGACCCAACGGAGGCGCCCACAGUGUUGGAGGGGGAAUUGGUGGGGGAGGUGGUGGAGGAAGUGGAGAGGCCCCCGCCAGACAGGAUAGAAACGACCAGCGGCCCCAUAGCCGGAAUGGAAGAAACGUCGACUAAAGGGAAUACAUUCUAUUCCUUCUAUUCCAUUCCGUUCGCAGAGCCCCCUGUCGGCGAUCUGAGGUUCAAGAUGCCCACCCAAGUCAAGGACUGGGAGGAGGUGAGAGAUUGUACUCAAAAGCCUCCGGUCUGUCUUCAGUAUGAAUUUCCAAUGAACAGUGACAUUAUUGGCCAGGAAGACUGUCUUUACCUUAAUAUCUUCACGCCUAAGCCCCACAGGGUAAACGCCCGGUUGCCAGUGAUGGUAUUUAUCCACGGGGGUGGCUUCUUCUGUGGGAGUAGCAACGAGUAUCCGCCAAACGUCAUGAUGAACCACGAGAUAGUGUUUGUCACUAUACAGUACCGCCUGGGCAUGAUGGGUUUCCUGUCCACCGAGGACGAAGACGCCCCUGGGAACUACGGGCUGAGGGACCAGACGAUGGCCCUGUCGUGGGUCCAGCGCAAUAUACACCUCUUCGGAGGAAACCCCGUGGGAAUCACUCUCUUCGGCGAGAGUGCCGGAGCCGCCUCUGUUCACUUGCAGAUUCUUUCUCCGAGGUCCGUCGGGUUGUUCCAAAGGGCCAUCCUGAUGUCCGGCUCCGCCCUGGCGCCCUUCGGUACGGGAGGCGCCUUCAAGGACGUCGCCCACUACACGGCCAAAAUGUUCAACUGCUCGACGGAGGCAGGGAGCGGCGAGAUCAUUGAUUGCUUGCAGAAGGUCCCUGCUGAAGAUCUGCUGUCUAUACAACAGCACUUCAAUAUCUGGUUCAUCAAUCCAUUCCUCUUCGCUCCGCGAGUGGAUGGCGACUUCCUCCCCACGGAGCCGGAGAUCCUCAUGAAGAACGCGCGUCACAAAAGAGUUGACCUGAUGUCAGGGGUCACCUCUCACGAAGGAGGACUCUAUUCGAUACCCAUCUACGCCAACGAAGGCUACAGGGCCGCCCUCAUGUUGAAUUUCGAACAGUUCGCGCCCAUCGCCCUCGAGUUUUCCGACGCAGACGUCUCCCCCCUGAACCAGACCAUCAAGAUAUUCGACAAGUACCUAAAAAGCGCCAAUAUCGACCUCCACACAGCCGAUAAUGUGACAGAGAUGUUCUCAGACCGUUACUUCACCAUCCCUCAUGACAUCACAUCCCAGAUGCACGCCAAGAAUGUCAGAAGGUGGCACAAGAAGGUCUUCGCUUACGAGCUGACUUACAAGGGAGAAAGGUCGCUCACCGAUAUGUACGGACUCGACAUCGGAAAGCAUUAUGUAUCACACGGUGACGACCUGAGCUACUUCUUCGAUGGCGGGUAUUUCAAGCCACUGGAGAAAGAGGAGGACCUGAAAGUCAGAGACAUCAUGACCACACUUUGGACCAACUUUGCCACUUAUGGGGACCCUACGCCAGACGACUCCCUAGGGUUCAAGUGGGAACCUCUCGCCAAGGAUAGCUACCACCAUCUCAACAUAAACCUCUCCCCAACGAUGGAGGAUGACUCCAGAGCUGAGAUUCGAGAAUUUUGGGAGACCCUUCCUCUGAUGCAAAACCUUCUCCUCCACCCCGAGAAGGUGUCGAACAUCACCAUUGUUCCCAUCGAUGAAGCCUCAAAGACCGAAGAUUCUCAGGAGGGAAACCCAGAGGGGGUUCAAGAAGAAAAAUCUGAGGCUACAACAAAUGAAUCGGGAGAAGAAGUCACGAACAAAAAGGAUGAGUUAUAAAUAAAUAAAAAAGCGAAGUCAUCAUUGCUAUCAUUUUUCUUAAUGCGUGUUUCCCCUUCUUGAAAUAAAAUAAAAUGUGGUACAGCUG
Molecule: messenger RNA, 2072 nt
Organism: Macrobrachium nipponense
Lineage: Eukaryota; Metazoa; Arthropoda; Malacostraca; Decapoda; Palaemonidae
Product: venom carboxylesterase-6-like
Exons: 12
Coding region: 86-1984 (632 amino acids)
Source: RefSeq, a predicted model, not a curated record